Messenger RNA from Saccostrea cuccullata (small rock oyster), 1344 nucleotides. Its product is annotated as lipoyltransferase 1, mitochondrial-like. Gene Ontology annotation, molecular function: lipoyltransferase activity. Bases 116 to 1249 code for a protein of 377 amino acids. Lineage: Eukaryota; Metazoa; Mollusca; Bivalvia; Ostreida; Ostreidae. The transcript is spliced from 5 exons. Gene Ontology annotation, cellular component: cytoplasm; mitochondrion. Gene Ontology annotation, biological process: protein lipoylation. The record is from RefSeq and is a predicted model, not a curated record.
UAGUUUUGUUUUUUGUACAUCUCAUAUACCUUAUAGGCUUAGUUUAAUUAAUCCAAAAGCAUCAAUGACCUGUGUAGGAGCCAUUUAAGGAGGAGUUCAGACUUUUGAGGGAAUUAUGAUUCAAUUGUGUAGGAAACUGAAGCAGAGGAUAUUUAUCCCAGCUGAAUUUCUGUUGUUAAGUAAACAGAGCUUCUCCCAGAACACUCACACACAUCAAGUGUUUGUCUCAACCUCUGAUGACAUCUACACAAACUUAGCCUUGGAAGAAUGGUUUUAUGAAAAAGCAGAUCUAAAUAAGAAAUCUAUCCUAUUAAUGUGGCAGAACAAACCUGCAGUGGUGAUAGGAAGGCAUCAGAAUCCAUGGUUAGAGUGUAACGUUCCCAAACUGAGGGAGUCAGGCAUCAAGCUGGCCCGCAGGAUCAGUGGAGGGGGGUGUGUGUACCAUGAUUUGGGGAAUCUUAACUGCUCCUUCCUGAAGACUUAUAAACUGUACAACAGGAGAAGGAAUCUGGACCUGGUGGUGGAGGCCAUUACUAGACAAUGGGAUGUGGAUCUGCAAGUCAAUGCCAGGGAAGACAUUGUGUUAGAUGGACUGUACAAGGUGUCGGGAACAGCCUCCAAACUUGGUAAAAACAACACAUUCCAUCACUUUACUCUCCUCCAUGAUGUCAAUGCAGAGAAUCUUGAAAUGACAUUGGAUAGUCCUAUGAAGUUGGGUGUCCAUAGUAAAGCUACAGACAGUAAGAGAUCCCACGUGAAGAACCUAUCAGAAUGUGACCUCUCUAUAGAUUUCAUGUCAUUGGUAGAGGUCAUAGGUCACCAGUACUUUAAGGCAGCUGGAACUCAGGGAGAGAUUGAGUGGAUAGACCCUGGGGAUGAAGCCUCGUUUCCAGGCGUGACACAGAUCCGGCAGGCAUCAGAGGACUGGGAGUGGAUAUUUGGCAGAACUCCAAAAUUCACGCUAGACAGAAAAUUCACCUCAAAUAAGCUUAAAGCUGAACUAUCUGUGAUAUUUAACUUCGAUAAGGGAAGGAUUAUAAGUUCUGAGAUUAUCUGUCACUGCAGUGUUCCAGAUAUCAGUGAAUUUACAGCAUGGCUACAGAAAGGGUUUACAGGACAGAGAUUGCAUCGAGAGGACCUAGACAAAGUUUUACAGGUUCCAAAUGUAUCACAGUUUGACUUUGAUCAGGUCACUUUGAUGCAAUGGAUUGUCCACUGUUGUUCACAAACUCUUUGUACGGGUGUGUAGAUAUUUGGAUCACUUCCUCCAUUAGGAAUUUUUUUUAAAAAAUGAAUUUUAUAGAAGAAAAUUGUUAUAAUAUAUUUUUAAAAUGUGUGUUACAG